CGACGCCUUUCCAAACACCGCGUCCACGCGAGGCUCCACCCUCCUCCUCGCCACAGCUCGCUCCCGCCACGAACCCCUUAUCCGCCGACGGCCCAACGAUCACCCCGAACCAGGCCCCGAUGUCCGCCGCGGCCGACGACCUCGUGCGCCGCGUCGCCGCGUUCCUCCCCAUGCCCCAGCGCCCGCCGCCGCCGCAUAAGCAGCAGCUCUCCGGCGUCGCCGCCGCCGUGCGCGACGCCGGGGGACGCUUGGGCCGCGCCGUGGGCGACGUCUUCCGCCGCCUCCGCAUCGACGACACCUUAUUCUACUCCGGCCUGCCAAAUCAGCGCCGGAGCAGCGCCGGGAAGAAUAAUGGCGGGAGGCCAGCGCCUGGAGCGCCGUCGCCCGGCAAGGAGGGGGCCACCGGCGGCGGCGAUCCCCUCGGCGCCACCGGGAAGUUCGCGCGGUCCCAGGGGAGCAUGAACCUGUCGGCGACGUACGACAGCAGGACGAACGACGUGGAGAGCUCGGUGGUGGCCAGAGGCGACCUGUGGCGCGCGGAGGCAUCGCACAGCAGCGGCGCCGGUGGCUCUGCUCCGAGAAGCUCCGGCGACGGGGCCAACCUGUUCCUGGUGCAGCUCGGCCCGGUCCUCUUCGUCCGCGACACGACGCUGCUGUUCCCGGUGCACCUGUCCAAGCGGCACCUCAUCUGGUACGGAUUCGAGCGAAAGAAUGGAGUUCACUCGGUUUGCCCUGCUUAUUGGUCGGCUCACAAGAGAUGGUUCUUCAUGUCCAUGUUAUGCCUGAACCCGUUUGCUUGUUCAUUCAUGGACAUGCAAUUCCCAAAUGGGCAACUAAGAUACGUUGCCGGCGAAGGCUUCACGACGCGCGCUUUCCUCCCGCUCGGCGGUGGAGUCCUGCAAGCCCAUGGAAAGUUCCCAGGGGAGAAGAGGAUCAGCUUCUCUUUCAAGAACAGGAGUGGGGGCAGCGUUGUCCCAAUGGUUCAGUGGCCUGAUAAUUCCCUCUCACUGGGGCUUGUCCAGCCAUUGUCUUGGAGGAGAUCUGGCCUGAUGCUGCAACCAGCAACCCAGAUCAGCAUAUGCCCUACGAUCGGUGGACGCCAUCCUGGGGUGUGCAUGGAGCUCAUCUAUUCGGCGAAUGAGAAUGUUGGCGUCAUCUGUGGCUACUCCCACACUGCUUCGCCUUCUGCACAUGCCUCCAUAUCGAUCGGAAGAUCGAAGCUGAACGGCGGCGCGGCAAGGUCAGGGGUAGUGUUCAGAGUAGACGCUCCGCUCCACGGAUUUGGCCGGCCAUGGUUCUCAGUUCAGAUGAACAGCGGGGUCGAGUUCUGAUUCCCCAUUGUUCUGUCGUGACUGCACAUACAGAGUUACACCCUUCAAAACAAACACACAAAUACAGGGUUACACAUGGUUCACACGUACUACUACAUUGAAAUGUACAGUCAAUGUUGUGUAUAAGGCUUGGACGAGGGCUUGUUCUACAAAUGAUCUGAAAAUGCCAACUGAAAAGUUCAUUGCAGCAAUCAUCUUUAUGCUGGUAAUACAAAAGGUAACAUUGGAGGACU
Panicum virgatum (switchgrass) is the source of this 1564-nucleotide messenger RNA. RefSeq lists its product as uncharacterized. The transcript has 6 exons. The coding region runs from base 120 to 1331 and encodes 403 amino acids. The record is from RefSeq and is a predicted model, not a curated record. Lineage: Eukaryota; Viridiplantae; Streptophyta; Magnoliopsida; Poales; Poaceae.